Messenger RNA from Racocetra fulgida, 908 nucleotides. NCBI's taxonomy places the organism in Eukaryota, Fungi, Glomeromycota, Glomeromycetes, Diversisporales, Gigasporaceae. The record is from the annotation of a GenBank genome assembly.
GGCAAUUAGAAACUUGGGCCCAAGCCAUUUCAAUCAUGGCUUUGAAUCAAAUGCUAGAAUUAACCUUUAAAUAUAAUUCUCAAAUUCGUGAUCAUUUUGAAGGCAAGGAUGCUGUACAUUUUGCUAUUGCACUUGCAUACUACGGAUUGCUCAGAAUACCAGACAAAGGCGAGGCUAUGGCGUUGCAGGCCGGCAGAUAUCAAAUUGAAUUAUGCCAUGAAUAUAUCCGACAACUCAUAUAUGACACUGAAGCAUUUAAUGAGUUGGGCAAGAUGAGAGAAUGCAUGUCAUUAAUGUUUAUAGAUAACGAGGAUGAAUUCACUGAAACGAUUAUUAACACGCUUGCGCGGCAGUGCGUUGAAGAUGGCAAAUUCAAAGCUGCGCGUAGUCUUUAUGAAUUGACGCAGAUGCUUGCGGAAUAUAUAUGGAUUUCUAUUCGCGGUGUUGUAAUGCAACCAGAAACUGCGAAAGAAUUGGAUCCACAAGAAAUUAGCCGUAUCCUGAAGGAAUAUGAACAUAUAGGUGUUAGAAAAAUAUCGCAGAAUCGUUUGAAGGAUUCUCGCACAUUAUUAAGUUUGGUCGAUUUUGUUGAGUUAUACAAGCAGCAGGACUUCGUAAGAGCGGUUGCUAUUAUUCAACAAAUUGAUCUUUUUCCCUUCGAAGAUGAUAUUAGGAUUAUUCAACAGAAGGCUAGUGCCAUUGAAGCUUUCGAUGAUCAGUUAAAAAAUUGUAUUCCAGAACUUUUACAUAUUGCCAUGAGAUGUAUAUAUGCAUACUAUCAACAAUUAAAGGAUAAUAUGGCAAAAGGAACGCCUGGCAUUUUGAGAAAAUACAUGGAUGAAUCUGCUACCCUUCAACGAAAAGCUCGAGCUCUUGUAACAUUUGCUGGAUAUUUAAAACAUAGGUAA